AUGGCUGUGGUUAGUGGAACCUUCCGGAUGGUGUCAGAGGAGGAGCAGGCGCUCAGGUCCAAGUUGGAGCGCCUUACAGUCAAGGACCACGGGCCAGUGUUUGGAACCUGUGCCAAGCUGCCAGACCAUACCAUGCAGAAGGCUAAAGAUGAGCUGAACGAGACAGACGAGAAGCGGGUGUCUGCUGUGAAGGAGGUGCGUGGAAUCAUGAAGGAGAAGGCCGACGGAGGCGACGACCUGGCCAAGGCGGUGCAGGACACCUUUGGGGAGAAACCCGACUUGAUACUGGUCCGCUUCAUCCGCGCCAGGAAGUACGACGUGGCCAAAGCCUAUGACCUUAUGAAGGGUUACGUGCGGUUCAGGAGGGAUUAUCCAGAGCUGUUUGAGAACCUGACACCGGAGGCUGUACGCAGCACCAUCGAGGCCGGCUACCCCGGCAUCCUGUCCAGCAGGGACAAGUAUGGCCGCGUGGUGCUGCUCUUCAACAUCGAGAACUGGGACUACGAGGAGAUCACAUUCGACGAGAUCCUGCGUGCCUACUGUGUGAUCCUGGAGAAGUUGCUGGAGAAUGAGGAGACUCAGAUCAACGGCUUCUGUAUCAUUGAGAACUUCAAGGGCUUCACCAUGCAGCAGGCCUCAGGGAUCAAGCCCACUGAGCUCAAGAAGAUGGUGGACAUGUUGCAGGAUUCCUUCCCCGCCCGUUUCAAAGCUGUGCACUUCAUCCACCAGCCCUGGUACUUCACCACAACCUACAACGUGGUCAAACCUCUCAUGAAGAGCAAGCUGCUGGAGAGAGUGUUUGUUCACGGCGACGAGCUGGAAAACUACUACAAGGAGUUCGACACCGACAUCCUCCCUGCCGAGUUUGAUGGGAAAGGCCCCAAGUAUGACGGGAAGGCAAUGGCAUCCAAGCUCUUCGAGUAGACGCCCGCUAUUUUUGUCAAGCAAGCCCAUAGACUGUGGAGACUCAACGUCAAUUCUAGUGGAGCGGUCGCAGGAGAAACAGAAAUGUGUGGAAGAUGUGUGUGUGCAUAUGUGUGUGUGUGUGUGUGUGUGUGUUAGAGAGAUGAGAUGACAAUGUCGUUUUCCAGGCGUUAUGUUUAUAUUCACGUCCUGAUAAAGUGCAGCCAGAACAGGAAGUUAUGGUAUUUACCUUUAGGCUGGUAGGGGUUGAACUCCCACUGGCCCCUGAAGACAAGACCUUUUGCCCUUAAGCGUAAUGUCAACUGGAAGAAACUUGGUUCCUUAGAGGAAUU
Messenger RNA from Lampris incognitus (smalleye Pacific opah), 1256 nucleotides. RefSeq names its product retinaldehyde binding protein 1b (gene rlbp1b). The record is from RefSeq and is a predicted model, not a curated record. Gene Ontology annotation, molecular function: phosphatidylinositol bisphosphate binding. The transcript has 7 exons. Bases 1 to 924 code for a protein of 307 amino acids. Gene Ontology annotation, cellular component: membrane. Lineage: Eukaryota; Metazoa; Chordata; Actinopteri; Lampriformes; Lampridae.